AUGGCUUCUGCGACAGACCUUCCUGUCGCCAUUGAGGGCCUCACCCUCCAAACGACCACCGAGAGCUCCCGGUUCCCCAACUGCUACCCCUCCUUGAACCCGGUCGACAUCUACAGAGAGCAUAUCGCCGAUAAGUUGGCUGAGAUCACCGGCAUUGACGCCGCCAAGAUCUUUGACCGUCUGCUAUGGACCGACAAGCUGGACAAAGGUGACCUCGUGUUGCCGGUCCCCGCUUUGGGAAUCAAGAAGAACCCCCAGGAACUGUGCAAGGAGCUCGCUGAGAAGUUCCCCGAGUCGGACCUGGUCGAGCGCCCUACGCCCGUGGCCAUCCACCUUCAAUUCUUCUUCAAACCCAACACGCUCACCCACACCGUGAUCGGACGUAUUCUGGAGGCCAAGGCGGCCUUUGGCACCAACGGUAACCAGGGUCUGCGGGACCCCGCCGACCCAUCCAAGGGCAAGAAGAAGAUCAUCAUCGAGUUCUCUUCCCCCAACAUUGCGAAGCCCUUCCACGCCGGUCACCUGCGCAGUACCAUUAUCGGUGGUUUCCUUGCCAACCUGUACACUGUCAUGGGAUGGGACGUCAUCAAGAUGAACUACCUGGGUGACUGGGGUAAGCAGUACGGUCUGCUCGCCAACGGCUACAAGUACUUUGGAAACGAGGAGGAGCUGCUCAAGGACCCCAUCAACCAUCUCUUCAAUGUCUACGUCAAGAUCAACAACAUGGUCGCGGAGCAGGACGGUCCCAUCAAGGAGCUCAAGGAGCAGAUCAAGACCAAGAAGGAGAAGAACGAAGACGUGUCGGAGCUCCAGGCGCAGCUCGACAAACUCGUCGACGUCAGCGAGGACGAGAAGGCCCGUCGUUACUUCAAGAGCAUGGAGGAUGGUGACCAGGAGGCCCUGGCUCUCUGGCGCCGAUUCCGUGACCUCAGUAUCCAGAAGUACCGCCAGACCUACGCCCGGCUCAACAUUGACUUCGAUGUCUAUUCUGGCGAAUCUCAAAUCAAGAACGAGAGCAUGACCGCCGCCUACAAGACCAUGGAGAAGGCUGGCGUCUCGGAGAAGUCCGACGGUGCCGUCAUUGUCGACUUCACCAAGCACGGUGCCAAGAAGCUCGGCAAGGCUAUUAUUGUCCGCAAGGAUGGCACUCCUCUGUACCUGACCCGUGACAUCGGUGCUAUCCUGGAGCGUGACGAGGCCUACCACUUUGACAAGAUGAUUUACGUUGUCGCCAUGCAGCAGGAUCUCCACUUGGCCCAGCUCUUUAAGAUCACAGAGCUGAUGGGCUACAAGGAUCUGGCCAGCCGGUGCCAGCACGUCAACUUCGGUAUGGUCCGCGGUAUGAGCACUCGCAAGGGUACCGUCAAGUUCUUGGACGACAUCCUGCAGGAUGUCCGCGACAAGAUGCACGAGGUCAUGAAGAAGAACACCGAGAAGUACGAGCAGGUCGCCGAUCCCGAGAAGACGGCCGACAUUCUGGGUAUCACGUCGGUCAUGGUGCAGGACAUGACUGGCAAGCGUAUCAACGGCUACGACUUCAACCUGGAAGCCAUGACUUCCUUCGAAGGUGACACCGGUCCUUAUCUGCAGUAUGCUCACGCCCGUCUCUGCUCUAUCGUCCGCAAGUCCGGCCUGGACGUCACCCAGCUCGGAUCCGCGAACCUGGAUAUCCUGACGGAGCCCCAUGCGGUCAACCUUGUGCGUCUGCUGGCGCAGUGGCCCGAUGUCCUUAUGAACACCACCCGCACGCUGGAGCCUACCACCAUCAUCACCUACCUCUUCCGCAUGACUCACAUGCUCAGCUCUAGCUACGAUGUGCUCAAGGUGGUGGGCAGUGAACCGGAGGUGAAGAUGGCUCGUAUGGCUCUGUACGAGUCGGCGCGUCUAGUCCUGAACAGCGGUAUGCGGAUUCUGGGUCUGAGCCCUGUGGAGCGGUAUGUUGAAAUCGAGUCCUGUGUAGAGGCAAAAUUACUAACGUGUGCUGUAUUUUACGAUAUUUAA
Molecule: messenger RNA, 2001 nt
Organism: Aspergillus terreus NIH2624
Lineage: Eukaryota; Fungi; Ascomycota; Eurotiomycetes; Eurotiales; Aspergillaceae
Product: arginine--tRNA ligase
Exons: 4
Coding region: 1-2001 (666 amino acids)
Biological process (GO): arginyl-tRNA aminoacylation; mitochondrial translation
Cellular component (GO): cytoplasm; mitochondrion
Molecular function (GO): arginine-tRNA ligase activity; ATP binding
Source: RefSeq, a predicted model, not a curated record